Molecule: messenger RNA, 1194 nt
Organism: Prosopis cineraria
Lineage: Eukaryota; Viridiplantae; Streptophyta; Magnoliopsida; Fabales; Fabaceae
Product: zinc finger protein ZAT5-like
Exons: 1
Coding region: 288-1061 (257 amino acids)
Source: RefSeq, a predicted model, not a curated record
UUUCCUCGCCCUCCUCAUGCUUCUUGCCCCUCUUGCAUCUUCCUUCUCUUCUCUCUCCUUCCUCACACACCAUUCCUCAAUUAAUUACUAAUAAUAUUCCUAUAUAUAUCCUCCUCAGGUUGGGCACUCAGCUCUGGCAAAUUCAAUCCCUCCACCCUCUUGCCCUUUUCUCUGCUUCUAAUAAUCCUUCUCACGCCACCCAUAUAGAUCCUUUUAUAUAUCUCUGUUCAUAUACAUUCAUUACCUCCGCACAGUCUUCCAUCUCUCUCUAUCUCUCUUCAUUGAUCAUGGAGGAUAUCAUUCAGGAGCAAGUUGUGGUGGCGUGCAGGGAUCGGGCACAGAUCAUGAAGGGCAAGCUCACCAAGCGUCAAAGGACACCGUCCCCGAUCAGGCUAGCCAUAGGCUUGCCUUCUGCAACGGACAGCAGCAGUGAGGUCUGUUCCGGUGGGUCUGACGUCCCGAACACGUCGUCAUCUGAGUUGAGAGAUAACACGCAGUCCACGACGACAACGUCGCCGACGGAGGAAGAGGAGGACAUGGCCAAUUGCUUGAUUCUUUUGGCUCAAGGGAAAUUCUCACAUCCCGUGGCCGUACCUAAGGAUGGGGCAUACCUUUACCAGUGCAGGACUUGCGACCGAGGCUUCCCUUCGUUCCGAGCGCUUGGCGGACACAGAGCCAGACACAAGAAGAUGAAGCCCAGCCCAGAAGAAAAUAAUCAAGAUGGUGGGUGCGAUGAGUACUGCACCACCACUGCUCUCUCCUUGAAAUUAUCCAACAGGGUUUCUUUGUGUAGCGGUAAAUCGUCCAAAGUUCACGAGUGUUCCAUUUGCGGGGCUGACUUCUCUUCCGGGCAAGCCUUGGGGGGUCACAUGAGAAGGCACAGAACUUUGGUGAACGAGUCAUCCCAGGACGUCAAGAAACCCAGAAACGUCUUCAAGCUGGACUUGAAUCUUCCGGCUCCUGAUGAGGAUCAUGAUCACUCGGAAUCCAAGUUUCCUUUUCACUCCAAAGACUCCGUCCUUGUCUUCUCGGCGUCUCCUUUGGUGGAUUGUCAUUACUGAUGAAGUAUCUCGUAGGUUAACUAACCUCUCCGAGAGACAAACUUGUGUCCACCAUAUUUUUUAUAUUCUCUUUUCGCUCAGGUUAACGUGUACCAGAUAAUCAGAUUAAUGCCCAUUCUUUCCAUUCUUUUAA